GAGCUGGACUCAUCAUCCUUCGCUAGCGAAACUAUCAAUCGGUCUUCUGUUCUCGUCAACGCCUGCAUCCACCUGAAGAAAAGAUGGCCCCCGUGCUCCUUGUCUUCGCUCUGCUCUUCUCAGCUGCUGUCACCAGCAUCCAGGCUGAAGUACCAGAAUACUGCAACCUUGACCCCGAGGUCGGUAUGUGCCGCGGUUUCUUCAGGAUGUACUUCUUCAACGAGACCUCUAAGCACUGCGAGGAGUUUAUUUACGGCGGCUGCGGGGGCAACAGCAACCGUUUUGAUGACCUGUCCCACUGCAAGAUCACCUGCAUUGGAGCCUAGAUCCUGGACAUGCGCACCGAGGCACUUCCGUUUCCGAUGUAGGGCUCAGCCAUACAAUGAAUGAUUUGAAAAUACCGAUCGAAAAAGACUGAUUAUCAUUAUUUUCAUCUCGUAUGUUCUUUUUCCUUUUGGAAAAAAAGUUGACCGCUGCAAUGGGAGACGCUCGAUCUGGUUUUAUUUGUUAACAGUGAUGGCCGUUACUCGACACGAUGAUGAAUCUGCAGCUGAAAAUUAAUAGUAUCAUUGAGACUGUACUUGAAGAAAUGAAAAAUUUCUACACAACAGAUGUCUGCAUGAUCUCUACUGCUGAUGUAAGCUAUGUAACAUCAAGAAGUCAUCAGUCUUUUAAAGUAAAAACUAUUCCAAAACCAAGUUCCCCUGUAUAUUAGGAAGAAAUACAAUUACCUAAAAAUAAAGAUUACAAUUUUAUUCAUUUA
Messenger RNA from Pomacea canaliculata, 763 nucleotides. Its product is annotated as kunitz-type serine protease inhibitor 2-like. Lineage: Eukaryota; Metazoa; Mollusca; Gastropoda; Architaenioglossa; Ampullariidae. The transcript is spliced from 2 exons. Gene Ontology annotation, molecular function: serine-type endopeptidase inhibitor activity. The record is from RefSeq and is a predicted model, not a curated record. Bases 84 to 326 code for a protein of 80 amino acids.